Messenger RNA from Cyprinus carpio (common carp), 3310 nucleotides. RefSeq names its product major facilitator superfamily domain-containing protein 6-like. NCBI's taxonomy places the organism in Eukaryota, Metazoa, Chordata, Actinopteri, Cypriniformes, Cyprinidae. The record is from RefSeq and is a predicted model, not a curated record. Gene Ontology annotation, cellular component: membrane.
GCGCUGUAAACUCAAAAACCAGGAUUUGCUCUAAGCGCUGAGGUCGGCCGCUGGUUGUUUGUCAAGAGACGGAAAACUUGUUACACCUCACCUGGAUACCGAGUGGACAUGAAAGGCCAAAGAGAACUUUAAUCGACAAUAUUCUGUGAAGCAAACCAUGAGUUUACGGAUACGAUAGAUCUCAGGUAACCAGCAGACGCUCAGCAAUCUCGUGACGUGUUACAACAGAGCGCAAACUGAAGUCGACAAACAUGAAGAAGAAUGGAGCAAUGCAGAAGAGCAAGCAGUGGAAUGUGAGGAGAGCGGUCUGGCUGGCGGGAGUCUUUAACUUCCUUCAUUCCUGUGGCUCCGGAUGCCUCCUUCCCUUCCUGACCCUCUACUUCCGGCACCUGGGUCUCAACGCCGCCAUGAUCGGAAUCAUCAUGGCGUCCAAGCACCUGCUCGCCCUGGUGUGGCGCCCGUUGUCUAGCGUCCUCACCAGGCAGUACGACAAACGGCGGACGGUCAUAGUGGGCUCUCUGCUCAGCUCGGCAUUGGUGGUUUUGACUCUUCUGCUCUUUCCGUCCACCGGAAUCCAAGCUGAAAGUGGACGGUGUAACGCUAGUCAACCCGAUGCUGAUCCUACCCCCAUUCUAGAGUGGACGACGGUUCCAUCGCAAUCAAAUGCUACGGUUUACUCAAUAAACCAGACAUCUGUAAUUACCGAACACCCUGUUGAAGUUACCACACUUGUAAGCUCCAACUGGUCAGCAAGAGGCCUGAGGUCUUUGAAGAAGCCUCAACAGGAAGAAGACCCUCACACUGAGUUCCUGGGAAGCCUGAAAGUUAUGGAUGCCCAGCAUCAGAUGUUCUUUCUGGUUCUCAUUGUGAUGGGUUUGUGGGAGUUCAUGGCCGCCCCGUUGGAAUGGACGGCUGAUGAUGGACUCUACGAAUACUUGGAUUUCGUAGACGCCACCGACCACCAUAAUGGCGUGAAGGUAUGGAAGCAGCUUGGAGCUGCUUUUGGCAACUGUGCAGUUGGAGUUCUUGUUACCAGCCUGUUUUGUCUUACAGGAGCUACACUGGAGUUUUACUCCUACACUAUAUUCAUGAUCCUAACCAUCCCUACAGCCGCCCUGCUUCCAAUCUACCUCCGCAAGCGUGAGCGGCCCACUAGUACAGGCUUUAAGGCACUACAGUUGGUUUAUGGGAACUCGCAGGCGAUACUUUGUGUCGUCACUGUCAUUUUGAUGGGCAUGGUGAACUCCGCUGUGUCGGAUUUCCUCUUAUGGCACAUGCAGGACUGCGGUGCCACGGAAAUCCACAUGGGCAUCUCUUUAGCCUUGGCGCACUUAAGCCAAGCUAGCUUUGCUCCAAUUGCUGGCCAUCUCUCCCGGAUUCUAAAGUACCACGGUUGGUUACUAGUACUCGCCGUUGUUAGUUUAGCCCUGCAGUGUCUUUACUACUCCUUUCUGUGGGGCCCGUGGGCCGUAAUACCUGCUCAACUGCUGGCAGGCUUCAGCACCGGCGCCCUCUGGUGGUCCGUAACAUCGCAAAGUGAAGACAUCGCUACUCCCGGCACUGAAAAGACCAUUUUAAAGUUGUUUGAGGUACUUUCUCUGGAGUUGGGAGCAACAUUUGGCAGUCUUGCGGCUGGGUUUGUGGUGCAAAAGUUUGGGGUCAAAGUGCUUUUCCAAGGCACCGCGGUCAUUCUGGCUUUGUGGAGCAGCACUCUUGCCGUACUCAAGUGGAAGAUUCCUCGGCAGCGCCGGAUAAACUACUCACGCCUGCUGGCCACUGACACCGAGUUGAGCGAGUCGGAGUCAGAUCAGGAGAAAGACUGGCUUGAGACGGCUAUGGAAGACACUACGAGGAAUAACAAGUGGACAAAUAGAUAAGUCUUAAUCAAUGGAAGGAAAAAAGUGAUUUGUUAACAGUCGCCAAAUAAAAAACUAAGAGCGAAAUAUCACUAAUACUGUUUAGUAUCUGCAAAGAAUAUUUUUUUUUACUCCUACUCUGUAUUUUUGUCAUGUUUUCCAAUGUAAAUAUUUAAACAUUUUUAAAUUAAUAUGCAUUUACUUGAGAAGUAUAAUGACAUAAACAAGAACACAAGUCUUGUUUUCUAAGAAAAUGUAUGACAUAAAACAUGAUUCGAUAUCUUUAUAUUGUUAUAGUUCUCAAGAAAUUAAGUCUUGUUUUCUGAUAAAAUUAUCAAAAUGAAUUACGUUUAUGCAUAAAACAAGAAAAAAAAUAUCUGUCAGUGGGUUAAGAAGAAUAACUUCAUUCAAAUGGAAAACAAUAUUAAUAUUCUUACCUCACUGACACCACAUUAAUGACUUAAUAUCUUAACAUCUGAAGUCAUUUUCCUUCUCAAAUAAAUGUGUCUUGAUUUAGUUUUUAAAUAUCUGUGAUGGAAAGCAACAAAAAAAAUAUUUUUUUUGCAGUCCAUAAGGGCAUGUUCUCAUUCAUCUUUAUCAUAAUAACAUACAUCAUGGAUGACGUUAUAUCAAUUAAUUACUCUCUCCAGCCAGAUACAUUUUUAUAUGAGAUUAUUUAAAGCUUUGAGAGAAGACUUAUAGUUCUAGUACUAAUAGGAAUAUCCUAAAAUGUACAUCAUCUUUUGUGUGUGAAGAUGAGUUGUGUAACAGGUCAGCUCUUUCUUAGACUGAAGGGGUGGAGAUAAGCUUAUCUGGUUUUAUUUCCUCUUUGCCAAACAGCAAUAAUCAUGUGAGAAAAUAGUGCCUGUUGUUUCCUCUUCACACCCGUUUGUUAUGACUCAUUAUGUUUUGCAAAUAUUUGUGAUCUGAAGCUAAGCCUCAGUUACAUGUUAUGGAGAAACCUUUUUAUUUAUUGUGCAUGAGGCACUCACGUUCUCCACACUUAGGUAUCACUUGAACAAGGGUUUAUUGAAGGUAAUCAUAAUGAAAGUAUCUUACUUCUAGUUUAAGGGAUUGUGAACUAGAUGUUUGACUUAUAAAUGAAGUUUGCCAAACCUGUUUUGAUGGGGAAAAAAAUCUUCCCAAACUUGUUCUUGAGUAAAUUUUCUUGUACAGCUGGUCUAUAGAGUGUACUGGUCUAUAGAGAAUGAUUUUUUUAUUUUUAUUUUUUAAAAAGAAAGGAAGGAUGGGAAUAAAUAUUCUUAACAUUUCAUGUUUGAAAAAAAAAUAAUAAUUAACUGGUUAUUUCCUCUUUCAACAAAUGCAUAAAGUUAUUUUUAGUCAUUUUGUCUAAAUGUCUUGAUAAGCUUUGUCCCAUGUAAGGUGUACUUUGACCAAGUCUUAAUCUUUUUAUGCCAUUAUGUAAAUAAAUCAACGUGAAUUUGCCGUGGUGA